AAUCAGAGGUUUCUGCUGCAGACAUGCCCCACCAGACCCUUAGUCAGACCAAGAAGAAUCCGAGUUUGAUAUCCUGCUUCAUAUUUAUUGGAGCUGGGAGUACUGGAGCAGCAUGGUAUGUCUUGUGUCUGGCAUCUUUCAGUCCAGAUGUUAGUUGGGCCAGAAACAAUAACCCAGAACCCUGGAACAAACUGAGUCCCAAUGAUCAAUACAAGUCCUACUCAGUGAAUGUAGAUUACAGCAAACUGAAGAAAGAAGGCCCAGAUUUCUAA
Homo sapiens (human) is the source of this 272-nucleotide messenger RNA. Its product is annotated as cytochrome c oxidase subunit NDUFA4-like. The transcript has a single exon. Lineage: Eukaryota; Metazoa; Chordata; Mammalia; Primates; Hominidae. The coding region runs from base 24 to 272 and encodes 82 amino acids. The record is from RefSeq and is a predicted model, not a curated record.